UUUCAUGAAUACACAUCACAUUAUAGCUCCUCUCUAAGCACUCUGUAAUGGCAGCCAAGGAAUUCUGUUUCCCUUUGUAUGAAAAGAUUGCUCGUAAAAACACUAUCCAAAGAGCAUUUGAUAUCACUCUUUUUUUCCUUCUAGUUUCCCUCCUGUCUUAUUCGUCUCCUUUCUCUUAACAACCAUGGAUGGUCUGGCUCCUUGCUUUCUUAUGCGAGACAUGGUUCACGUUCAAUUGGUUUCUCAACGUCAGCUCCAAAUGGAAUCCUGUGGAAUUCAAUAUACCUGAAAACCUUGAACAGAGGUUUCCGGAGCUUCCCCCUGUGGACAUUUUUGUUACGACUGCAGACCCCGUGUUAGAACCGCCUAUUAUAACUAUAAACACCGUUCUCUCUUUGUUGGCUGUUGAUUAUCCAGCUGACAAGCUAGCUUGCUAUGUCGACGAUGGCUGCUCCCCUCUCACCUUUUACUCUAUAGUGGAAGCAUCCAAAUUUGCUAAGCUUUGGGUCCCAUUUUGUAAGAAGUACAAAAUUCAAGUUAGAGCUCUUAGAUUCUUCUUGGAGGAUCCUAUAUCCUCCAAUUCAAAUUUUGAUUUCAAACAAGAUUGGGAAAAGAUGAAGGCCGAGUACGAGCUCCUUAGCUUAAAAAUAGAGGAAGCAGGCCGAAGAGCAGCUCCUUGUGAUCUAACCGGUGAGUUUGCUGUUUUCUCCCAGGUUGAACGCAGCAACCAUCCGACUAUAAUCAAGAUAAUAGGAGAGAACAUGCAAAGCUUUUGGGAUGAUGAUGUGCCACAUUUGGUUUAUAUUUCCAGAGAGAAACGGCCGAAACAUCCACAUCACUACAAAGCUGGUGCCAUGAACGUUCUGACUAGAGUGUCAGGGUUGAUGACGAAUGCGCCGUUCAUGCUGAACGUAGAUUGUGAUAUGUAUGUGAACAAGCCACAAGUUUUUCGUCAGGCAAUGUGUCAGCUUCUUGGUCACGAGAGUGAAAGAGAAAUUGCAUUUGUUCAAUAUCCUCAGUCUUAUUACGAUGGUCAGAAGGACGAUCCCUAUGGAAACCAAUUUGUGGUUUUGACAGAAUAUAUGGGCCGUGGGAUAGCGGGACUCCAAGGAAUGUUCUAUAGCGGAACAGGAUGCUUUCAUAGACGAAAAGUCAUCUAUGGUCUACGGCCUCAUAACGCAGAAAAUCAAGCCAGAAAUGAUACAUCAAUUAACGGAAAAUUAGCUUAUUAUGAACUGAAAAAAGAGUUUGGGGACUCAAAGGAGUUUUCAGAAUCAGCAACUUAUGCAUUGAAAGGCGAGAAGGAUCGUCGAAACAACCUUUCAGAUUCUCUCGAGGCAGCAUUCCGGGUUGCAGGUUGUGGCUAUGAAUUUGGUAGUAGCUGGGGAACAAAGGCCGAGUACGAGCUCCUUAGCUUAAAAAUAGAGGAAGCAGGCCGAAGAGCAGCUCCAUGUGAUCUAACCGGUGAGUUUGCUGUUUUCUCCCAGGUUGAACGCAGCAACCAUCCGACUAUAAUCAAGAUAAUAGGAGAGAACAUGCAAAACUUUUGGGAUGAUGAGGUGCCACAUUUGGUUUAUAUUUCCAGAGAGAAACGGCCGAAACAUCCACAUCACUACAAAGCUGGUGCCAUGAACGUUCUGACUAGAGUGUCAGGGUUGAUGACGAAUGCGCCGUUCAUGCUGAACGUUAGAUUGUAUAUGUAUGUGAACAACCCACAAUUGUUCGUCAGGCAAUGUGUUCAGCUUCUUGGUCACGAGAGUGAAAGAGAAAUUGCAUUUGUUCAAUAUCCUCAGUCUUAUUACGAUGGUCAGAAGGACGAUCCCUAUGGAAACCAAUUUGUGGUUUUGACAGAAUAUAUGGGCCGUGGGAUAGCGGGACUCCAAGGAAUUUUCUAUGGUGGAACAGGAUGCUUUCAUAGACGAAAAGUCAUCUAUGGUCUACGGCCUCAUAACGCAGAAAAUCAAGCCAGAAAUGAUACAUCAAUUAACGGAAAAUUAGCUUAUUAUGAACUGAAAAAAGAGUUUGGGGACUCAGAGGAGUUUUCAGAAUCAGUAACUUAUGCAUUGAAAGGCGAGAAGGGUCUUCGAAACAACCUUUCAGAUUCUCUCGAGGCAGCUUUCCGGGUUGCAGGUUGUGGCUAUGAAUUUGGUAGUAGCUGGGGAACAAAGCUUGGAUGGAUAUAUGGAUCCAUGACAGAAGAUAUCCUAACUGGGUUGACGAUUCAUAAGAAAGGGUGGAAAUCCACCUAUCCCAUGCCUGACCCACCGGCCUUUCUAGGUUGUGCGCCAUCUGGGGGCCCGGCGGCAAUGACUCAACAGAAAAGGUGGUCUACAGGCCUGUUUGAAAUCCUUGUUAGUAAAAACAACCCAAUAUUUGGCACCCUGACCGGAAACCUCCAGUUCAGGACGUCCUUAGCCUACAUCUGGAUUCUUUCUUGGGGCGCCUCCUCAAUUCCUCAGCUGUGUUAUGCUGCUCUGCCUGCAUAUUGCAUCCUUGCCAAAUCCCAUUUCUUGCCCAAGGUCCAGGACCCGGCGAUAUUGAUACCUGUUGCCAUUUUUGUGAUUUACAACUUGCUCACUCUCAGGGAAUACCUCAAAACUGGCAUGUCCAUACGAGCAUGGUGGAAUAACUUGAGAAUGGGAAUAAUAACAGCAACCUCUGCAUAUUUGUUUGGAGCUCUAAGUGUCCUACUCAAACUCUUGGGUUUGUCUGAUACAGUUUUUGAAGUUACAGGAAAAGAUCAAUCUAAUUCCAAUGGCGACGAAACUGACGGUACUACAAAAUUUACUUUCGAUGAGUCACCUAUUUUUGUGCCAGGCACGACCCUUUUGCUUGUGCACCUGACAGCACUGCUCGCCCUUUCCUUAGGGUGGCGACCAUUAGUUCAAGAUACUGUUGGCCACGGGGUAGGGCUAGGAGAGGUCUUGUGCAGCCUAUGGGUGGUGCUAUGCUUCUUGCCAUUCCUGAAAGGGUUGUUUAAAACAGGAAAAUAUGGGAUACCUUCCUCCACCAUAUUCAAGUCAGCUUCUUUCGCAUUAGUUUUUGUUUAUUUCUGUAGGACUCCGGGGGUUUGAGAUAUGGACUACUACAGGUAACUUGUACUUUGUUUUUGGAGCGUAAAUUAAAUUUCAUUGUAAAUUGAGAUGUUAAUCAUUACUUGCUUCACCACAGACCACAUAAGAAUAAGAACAAUAGCUACGGGUUUAUUGAGUAAGUAAAUCUCUUUGAUAGAUAAUCUAUAUGUCAAAUACAAGUUUUUUCUUAGGUUUGUAGUUUAUUUUUAUCUUAAAAUUAAAAAAUAUAUAUUUUGUUAAAAUGA
This is a messenger RNA of Durio zibethinus, 3319 nucleotides long. The record is from RefSeq and is a predicted model, not a curated record. Lineage: Eukaryota; Viridiplantae; Streptophyta; Magnoliopsida; Malvales; Malvaceae.